UACCUUCCGCGCCGUACGUUUUACCGAUCGACAUGGCCCACUUCUAGAAUGCGUCGUAUAAGCAUCGGACGGUCCUGCUCGAUCCACCUUCCCCUUUCCACAACCUAUCCGUUUCUUAAAACUCCUUCCAUCCAUCGAGACUGACUGUGAUCGGUUCUUCUCCUUCUCUUCCUCUCCAAUGGCGUCUUCUUCCACCGAAGGCUUGGUGCCGAUAACGAGGGCAUUUCUUGCUCGAUUUUACGAUAAAUACCCCUUUCCUCCUCUAUCCGAUGACGUUUCCCACCUCUCCGCCCAGCUUAGAUCCUCGUCCAACGGUUUGCUGAAGGAAUUUCCCGCCACUCCUAGUGAGGAACUCUUAGUGCGUGAAGUAGAUUUGCCUGCUCCCCAUAAACUUGAUGAGAAUUUCUGGAAGAAUAGGGAACAUAUAGAAGAAAUACUAUUUUUACUAGACAAGCAUCAUUGGCCGAGUUCGCUUAAACAACAAUCCACAGCUGAAGACAUUGAAAUUGCUGCUGCUAUCAGAGAGCUCCUAGUUAAAUUACGUAACACAUUGAAGACAUUAGAGUUAUUCCAAUCCCAGCAAGCUGAUAGAAUAUUUAACACAGUUAUGACCUAUAUGCCUCAGGAUUUUCGAGGUACGCUUAUUAGACAGCAACGGGAGCGUUCAGAAAGGAAUAGACAAGCUGAGGUUGACACUUUGGUUAGUUCUGGUGGAAGCAUACGUGAUCGAUAUGCUUUACUCUGGUAUCAGCAAAUGGAAAGGCGGAGACAAUUAGCCCAGCUUGGUGCUGCGGCAGGCGUCUAUAAAACACUUGUGAAAUACUUGGUUGGAGUACCAGAGGUUUUGCUAGAAUUUGUAAGAAAGAUAAAUGAUGAUCAGGGGCCCAUGGAAGAACAACGACAUCGCUAUGGACCAUCUUUGUACAGCCUUACAAACAUGGUGCUCUCAAUUCGAUUCUUUCUUCUACUUUCCUGGGGCCGUUUUGACGAAAGAAAACUGCAGAAGGAGAAGGUUGCCCUCCUGGAACAAGCAGUGGAUGUCUACACAUCUGAGUUCGAAAGAUUUCUUACAUUCAUCAGUGAGGUCUUUGCAAAUGCCCCCUUCUUUAUUUCAGCAGAGGAUGCUGGUGCAGUAGAAUCAAGGAAAAAGGAUGAUUACAAGGAGGCAAUUGUUCCUGCAGGAAAAAAUUAUGAGGUCUCGCUGACUGUGGAAUCUGUAAACUCGUACAUUGCAUGGGAUUUCUCAUUAGCCCAAGGGAAAAUGAGCAUGGACAUUGGAUUUAGCGUGGAGUAUGUUAGCCCUUCUGGGCAAAUUACAAUGAUUUUACCCUACCGGCGUUACGAGUCUGACCAAGGCAACUUCUCUGCAUGUAUGACUGGUUGCUACAAACUCAUAUGGGACAAUUCCUAUUCAACCUUUUUCAAGAAGAACUUGCGUUACAAAGUGGACUGUAUACCUCCUGUUGCAGAAACUCCGCAAACUGCAGGCUGAAGCUUGAAGGAUAAAAGGGGGUCCACCUUGGGUGGCAAAAAGGAUUUGGUUUGUCCUCUGAGUGUUUCUCAAUGCCGACCAUUCUGGUGUGCCAUUGCUCAAGUCCUUGGGAUUGACUGGUGGACUAUACCGGUCAAUCCUAGGGGCUGUUAUUGCUAUUGCUGCAGAUGCGCAACACAAUCUGUAAUCUGUAUUCCUAGCUGUGAACGACGAUCAGUGGAAUCUAUUGUUAUUUGUGGGGCCUAUUUUAUGUUGUUUCUAAUCUGUGUAAUGCCUUCUUUUUCUCUAGCCAUUGAUAAAAGCACGAGGAUGCCGAAAUUCU
Magnolia sinica is the source of this 1814-nucleotide messenger RNA. RefSeq lists its product as uncharacterized. The record is from RefSeq and is a predicted model, not a curated record. Bases 179 to 1492 code for a protein of 437 amino acids. The transcript is spliced from 15 exons. Lineage: Eukaryota; Viridiplantae; Streptophyta; Magnoliopsida; Magnoliales; Magnoliaceae.